AUGACGUCGUCCGAAUCGGGUUCAAACGAAUCCGUCGGUGCGAGUUUCGACACCUCGAUUUUUCACAAGGCGACAAUCAGCUAUGAGUACCUGCACACGAAUAGCAAACAUGAGCUGUGUUUCUUGCGUACUCAAUCGAAGAUUUCGGAAGUCACUCUCUAUACGGCUGUUCAAAAUUUCAGUACAACUCACGAGUUCGUCUAUGGUGCGAUAGCAGAGCUUGUUGACAACUCUCGAGAUGCUAUGGCAAACAAUUUACAUAUCGACUACACACCAAACGAAGAAUAUGGUGGAAUGCUAUCCAUACUUGACGACGGAUGCGGCAUGGAUAGGAAAGAGUCUGUCUGUCGACAACUGUUGAGUACGUGUUUUGAUAAAUUGUUAAGAUUUCUGUCAACAGUAUCCAACAGAAAUAUGGAAGUUACCCUCAUUUCCCAGGCUAUUUCUGUGGUAUCGUUUGGUCAUUCCCUCAAAAGGAUGGAGCCGGGCAUGAUUGGGCAAUACGGAAAUGGAUUGAAAUCUGGCGCAAUGCGUAUUGCUAAGGACUUUAUAAUGUUUACAAAGAAGGAUGGUCUGCUGACUUGCUUGUUGUUAUCACGAACAUUUCAUGAAAUGUAUUCCUUGAAAGAAGUUUUUGUGCCAGUUGCCUCGUUCACAUUAGAAGGUGGUUCUCGGGCUAUGUAUUGUGAUUCACAAACACAGGCAAAAAUGCAUUCGCAAUCAAUGGAUGUGAUCUACAACUACACCCCUUUUGAUUCUCAGGACGCACUUUUCGAACAGUUUGAACGCAUUAGCGGCCCGUCGGGUACACUAAUUGUGCUGUUCAACAUGCGUCGUAUCGAAACUGGAGAUUUCGAACUAAAUUUCGACACGCCAUAUGAUGUGCGGCUAUCCAGCUUCGAGGAGCAGAGGGAAGAAGAGCGAAACUCUUUGAGAGCAUAUUUAUCAGUGCUUUAUCUCAACCCACGAAUGAAGGUCUACCUUCGCGGCAAGAAAGUUUUGACGAGGAGAAUUCUAAGUACUUUACUGUACCCAUAUAAAUACAGUUAUACUGCUAAAAAUCUAAAAGCUUGUGCCACUAAGGAAUUCGAGAGAUGCGAGCAAAAAGUGAAAGAGGUGAAAGAAAUGCUUCGUAUGUCGUCCUCAGCCCUUGGUGAAUUUGAAGCAAAACAUCGUGGUCAAAAUAUCCACGCCAAUAAAACACUUCGAAUAGAGCAGCGACUCCUUGCAAAGGCUCGCGCUGAUAUGGAAGCUAAAAAAGAACAAGCAGAAAAGCGAGCCUCGUUGGCCCUCAAGGCUAAAAACAACCCUAUUCCACUGACGUUCUACUUUGGGAUCAAUAUCCAUCAUAGGAAAUGUCUCGGUGUUGUUGGAGUGGUAGAUGUACCGUACUCCAUUUUGGAACCAACCCAUAACAAGCAGAGUUUUGAAAAUAAAAGAGAGUACCUGUCUCUGCUUCGCGCAAUGAAUGAUCACAUGGAGCAAUACUGGAAGGAUAUUAAUCUGGCCGGUAGCGACGGCCCCAGUGGCAUAAAGUCGUUCUGGAAGAAUUUUGGUUACGAAAAUUCGGAUUGGAGUUCGGAAUGCACAAAUCUGGCUGAACAUCGAAAGAAGCGCUUCCUCAGGAUUGGGCAUACUAUACAAUGCGGUAAGAAUGUUUUGCUGCGUCCAAGUUAG
This is a messenger RNA of Ostertagia ostertagi, 1677 nucleotides long. The record is from the annotation of a GenBank genome assembly. NCBI's taxonomy places the organism in Eukaryota, Metazoa, Nematoda, Chromadorea, Rhabditida, Trichostrongylidae.